AUGCGAAGCUUUACUGCUCUUAGAACAUUGAUAAUUGCGGAAUGUCCACGUCUAUCGUCUUUGCCGAAACACCUACCUGCAUUAGAGAACUUGAUAAUAGGAGAUUGUGAAAGUCUUGAUUUGGGGAAUAGGAAUGGGGAAAAGGAAGGCAACAUUCAAGGAUUUGGAAGCCUACGAAAUUUGUACAUUUCUGAGUUACCAAAGCUGGAGAUUUUGCCCAGGUGGCUAUUUCAAGUACCUACUUCUAACAAUCUGCUUUACUUGUCGAUUGACAAUUGUGAAAACUUUAGAGCAUUGUCAGAGUCACUAAGUCUCACAUCCCUUGACACACUUGUGAUUAAAGACUGCUCAGAACUCUUAGCUCUACCUGAGGGAAUGGGUCACCUCACUGCAUUAAGACAACUGCAGAUUGAACGUUGCGAUAACUUAGCAGCUUUGCCAGAGAAGAUGCGUCGCCUUACUGCCCUAACACAGUUGAAGAUUGAAGGCUGUCCUAAAUUGGCUGAAAGAUGCAAACCAAGAACAGGUGAAGACUGGAACAAGAUUGCUCAUGUAAAAGAUAUAUAUCUUAAUGGCCAAAAGAUUCAGGUGAGGAAAAGUGGUCUUGAUGAUGAAGCAGCUGCUGGAACAAGUGGAGAGCCACAGAUGGAGUUCCCUGGUGUGGUGCUGCAGCUUUACUUCAUUUCUCUGUUUGAUUCCGUUUUCUAG
Vitis vinifera (wine grape) is the source of this 708-nucleotide messenger RNA. Its product is annotated as disease resistance protein RGA2-like. The transcript is spliced from 3 exons. The record is from RefSeq and is a predicted model, not a curated record. NCBI's taxonomy places the organism in Eukaryota, Viridiplantae, Streptophyta, Magnoliopsida, Vitales, Vitaceae. Bases 1 to 708 code for a protein of 235 amino acids. Gene Ontology annotation, biological process: defense response to fungus.